CCACCACCACCACCACCACAACAAACUCUUUCCUUCACCAGUUCUGCGUCGUCUCCUUCCCCUGCACGUCCGCGCCACAUCUUGCGCCACAAGAGAGUUUACAUGUGCGUAUAAUCUCCCACGCCCUAGCGAUUGUGCUGAGGACCCCAUAGGAUAGAACAGCCGCCGUAGCCCCUACAUGUUAGAAGAGGAGAGGCAGGUGUGGCUGAGGAGAAAAAACACGACAGUACACUCAGGUUUUGUCCCCUGCAAGUGUCUCUCUCAGGUGCUAAAGGUUAAAGGUUCAAUAGUCCCAACUUCACCUUCACCGCCUCAUGUCCCCGCCCCGCUAACAACCCCUCACGUCGCCCCAGGAUGUGCUCGUCCCGCCUCGCCUCGCCCCUGUUCACCACCCACCCCUAGGAAACAAAGGAGUCGGAGGAAAACAACGCUAGUCCUCAUAACUGCCUGUGUCUUGGUGGUGUGUCGCUCUCCCCCCCACCUCCCCUCAUGAGUGCCGGGGAGCUAUAGUGUGGCGCCGUGUGUUGCCAUGGGCACUGGAAGCAGCACCUAUGCCACGGAAGUGGAAACUUACCCCACUGAGGACCCCUACGAGGAGGAAGACGUGGACGCCGUGGCCACGCCCCUGCGGCCAGCCUACGCCCCUGCCUCCACCAAGGUGUCUGAAACAUCCUUCAAUCGUCGAAGAAAUCUUUGUCCUACUUUCAACCCCUCCCUGUCCCCUUCCCCCGAGCAGGACCAGGACUCAGAGUCUCCCAAUAACGGCCUGCCCUUUCAGCCUGCCCUGGCGCCGCCAUACAACGGCGUCAGCUACUACCCGCUGUCGGUGUCUGGCUCCGACUCGGUGGGUCCUGAUGUGGUGCUGUCCCGCGUGGUGCAGGUGCUGGAGACCGCACCGCCCCCUUACUUGCUCCUGCCGGAUCACCCAAACAUCCCACCCUCGCCCGUGAGCGUGAGGAAGCCACCCCCCGUGCCGCCCAACACAGCCCACUCCCGCAGAGGAAGGCCUGGUUACCAUCAGCAGUAUCCCGGCUUUAAUAAAUCUCGUACCAAUACCCAUACGAUGUCUGAAGGAGGCGUGUCAGUAGGAGGGCGGCCACCAGACCCACAUCCGCCGCAUUAGCUUCCCCAGUACACAGUAUGUAUGGGAGGGGCAUCUUCGUUCAGUUCCAUAAGGUGGUGACAGCCUUCGAGAGGAGGCACAACGCCCUUAGAUGACCAUGAACGCUUCCAAUAAGUGAUUUUGUUUCACUCUAUCAUCCCUCGCAAGCGGAAACCGUGACCUGAUACAGAGAGUGAGGUUGAGGCGUGGUCACGACCGACCUGAAGCAGCUACUCCUCGCCGCCCCUCGCCUGCAGCUGGGUGUUGGGUCUGUGUCCCAGCAUGACAUUAUCUCGAAUGACUGACUCGGAUAAUUUAUGGGCGACUCCCCAAGGCAAACAGUGUUGGAGGGAGAGUGUGGAAAAUAGAUGUUGCAUGUACUGCGUGUGAGGGCAGGUGGAGGGACCUGGGGGAAGUUCUUCCGGUGGCGAGCAGCUGCAGGGAGUGUUUGAGAAGGAUGCGAUGGGAAAAAAGAGGAAGUGGAAAUACUUCAUAUCCUUCUCAUUCUUCCCUCCAGCCUGUCCCAUCCUGACGGUAAAGCUGGAGAGGCGGGGCACUGAUAUAGAA
This is a messenger RNA of Portunus trituberculatus (swimming crab), 1669 nucleotides long. Its product is annotated as AP2-associated protein kinase 1-like. Lineage: Eukaryota; Metazoa; Arthropoda; Malacostraca; Decapoda; Portunidae. The record is from RefSeq and is a predicted model, not a curated record. The transcript has 3 exons. Bases 530 to 1123 code for a protein of 197 amino acids.